This is a messenger RNA of Ostreococcus lucimarinus CCE9901, 558 nucleotides long. RefSeq lists its product with no specific name. The transcript has a single exon. The record is from RefSeq and is a predicted model, not a curated record. NCBI's taxonomy places the organism in Eukaryota, Viridiplantae, Chlorophyta, Mamiellophyceae, Mamiellales, Bathycoccaceae. The annotation marks the transcript as partial.
GUGGAGGCGUUAGCGAAAAACACUGCGAAGGAGCUACCGGAGACGCUGCAAGCGAUGGAAGAGAGCGCGCGAGAGGUGGAGGCGUUGGCGGCGGAAACGCGGGAGGCGUUGUCGAAAUUGGAUGCGACGGAGUACGUCGAGUCGCUCGUAAACGAUUUCACGGCAAAGAUGAAAGAUCCGACGAAGGAUUUUCGGGAUUUGGGAGACGAUGCGACUGAGUACGUCAGGCGUUUGUCGCUUGAGCUCGGGCUAGUCAUGCAGAGCGUGGGCAUUUAUUUAGACGAUGGUGCGUUUGACGAAGACGCGAAGAAUUUGAGCGCGGCGGAAAAGGCGCGGCGGAAGAACGCCCUCACAGAGGCAAUCUCAGCGGCGAAGGAAACGACGGAGAGCGCGGCAAAACUGUCGACGCAACUGCAAGGCGCGGCCAACGGUGAAUCUAAAGGACGAGAUCUAGCAGAAAUCGUGGGAAAGAUUGCGCUCGCGAGCAAGCAGGUAUCGACGGCGAUGACAAGAGUCGUCGAGAGCACGUCGGAGAGUUUCCGUUCGACGGAUGAAUGA